This is a messenger RNA of Opisthorchis viverrini, 3364 nucleotides long. RefSeq lists its product as hypothetical. Gene Ontology annotation, molecular function: ubiquitin protein ligase binding. The transcript is spliced from 14 exons. Gene Ontology annotation, cellular component: Cul4-RING E3 ubiquitin ligase complex. Lineage: Eukaryota; Metazoa; Platyhelminthes; Trematoda; Opisthorchiida; Opisthorchiidae. The record is from RefSeq and is a predicted model, not a curated record. Gene Ontology annotation, biological process: protein ubiquitination; ubiquitin-dependent protein catabolic process; DNA damage response. Bases 1 to 2214 code for a protein of 737 amino acids.
AUGGCGUUUGAUUCUCCCCUAAAUGGCUAUAAGAAGUUGUUGGUUGGUCACCAGUCGGAGAAGACUGGGAUCUCAACCAAACGGAUUUCCCUAAAGGCGCUAACAAGUAGUGCCAACAGUCACAUCCCAAUUUCUUCUGCAUUUGAAACCGCUUGGCCCAAGUUGAAGCGAGCCACUACUGCCGUACUGCAGAGUAAACCAGUGGAAUUUACACUCGAAGAACUCUACAGGAAUGUUGAGGAUAUAUGUGCACAGCGGAUGCUGCUGGAUCUAUACUCGACCCUGAAGGUUCUCUUGAAAGACUACGUUGCGGAGCUGCUACCACUUGGUUCCGUGGCAAACUCCUGGGAAGUCUAUUGCAAGAAGAUGCUGUUAAUCCGCAACAUAUUCCUCUUUAUGGACCGCCAACUGCUGAUAUCAAACUCUCAGUAUGUGCAAAUAUGGGACUUGGCGCUCAAUCUCUUUCGCGAGGAGGUAAUUUCCCAUGAUAAAGUGGAAGGUCGGAUCCUACGACAACUGUUCGAUGAGAUACGAAAAGAAAGAUCAGGGGAAGCUGUCAACCGAAAUUUAUUGCGUUCGAUAAUUCGCAUGUUUGUUGAUCUUAAGCUUUAUCAGUCAACUUUUUUGCCGGAAUUCAUUCGUCAAAGUCAGCAAUUUUAUGCACAGGAAUCCAGUUCGUUUUUACGGUUGAUGAGCGUUCCAGACUACUUGGUGCAUGUGGAUAAAAGAAUUAAAGAAGAGGAAGAUCGCCUAGUUUCCUAUUUGGAGCCAAACUCAACCCGAAAGUUGCUGCUAUCCACUUUGGUUUCAGAACUGCUCACACGAACUCUGGAUUAUCUGCUUGAGAAUGGCCUUGUUGGGUCUCUGAAAGCCAAAGAGACAAAACAGCUAGGUCUGUUUUAUUCCCUACUGUCUAAAGUCCCCAAUGGAGUUGACAAGUUGCGGACACACUUCAGACAGUACGUAAUCCAACUUGGUCGCGAUUUAGUUGAGAAUCCAACACAAGACCCGGAAAAAGACCGCAACAUGAUUCAAAACCUGAUCAGUUGCCGGGACUACCUAUCAGAGCUCAUUGCUGUCUGUUUUGCGAAUGAUGCCAAUUUCACUCGUGUAUUGCAGGAAGCCUAUGAGGAGUUUAUCAAUCAACGGCCAAACAAACCUGCUGAGUUUUUGGCGAAAUAUCUCGAUGCUCAUCUACGAUCGGGGAACAAGGCGCAGACGGACGAGGAGUUAGACAAACUCAUGGACAAGGCUAUGAUGCUGUUCCGCUACAUAGACGGCAAGGAUAUCUUCGAAGCUUUCUACACCAAAGAGUUGGCGAAACGUUUGCUGUUGAACAAAAGCGCAUCCGUGGAUGCGGAGAAGUCCAUGCUAUCCAAACUAAAGCAAGAAUGCGGGCCCAAUUAUACACGUAAAAUGGAAACAAUGUUUCAAGACAUCGAACUCAGUAGACAGCUGAGUAAAAACUUCCGUGCUUCCUAUUGCCUAGACCACAGUAUUGAGUUGUACGUCAACGUUAUUUCACCGUCAUCCUGGCCAGCUUAUCCGCAGACGAAGGCCAAUUAUCCACCUGAAAUGAUGGCUCUGCGUGAUGAAUUCACUCGCUUCUACCUGUCACAUCAUCAAGGCCGAAAACUUCUAUACGAACCUUCACUGGGAACCUGUGUAGUGAAAGCUGAGUUCCCACUGACUCCUCAUUUACGCAAAGAACUUCAAGUUUCCGAGUUCCAGGCCUUGGUUUUAUUGCAAUUCAAUGGUGAUCCGAAUGAAUCGGUCAGUUAUGCCACUAUCGCAGAAGCCACGGGAAUUGAAGAAACAGAACUGAAGCGGACGUUGUUGUCCCUGGCUGCUGGGAAAGGUCAGAGGAAUCUCGAUGUGGCCAACGACCACACUUUCAAGUUCAAUGCUGAAUUUCAACAUCGAUUAACGCGCAUUAAGUUCAACCAGAUCCAACUGAGGGAAACGAAACAAGAACAAGAGGCCACAGAAGAGCGCGUUUUUGCUGAUCGCGUUGCUCACGUUGAUUGUUGCAUUGUUCGAAUUAUGAAGACGAGGAAAACCAUCGAUCACAACAGUCUGUUGUCCGAGGUCUACAAGCAACUACAGUUUCCAUUAAAGGCCUCAGAUGUGAAGAAACGGAUUGAGAAUCUAAUUGAACGGGACUACAUGAAACGGGACACCACCAGUGCGGCCACAUACCAUUACGUUUCCUAAACCACAAUAGUCUCACGCUGUGACAUCGAGUUUUGUACAUGCACACGUGCCUCGUACUAUUCACUAAGAAAUGAGUAUCUCCUCAACUUGUUCACGUAGAUCUCGACGAAUGUAGUCCUCAUCUCCCAACCUGUACAUAACAUCCGUUCAAUGAGAGUUUAUUUGCUUAUUCCCGGUUCUUACGUCACCACUGUUCUGCACAUUUUCAUGAUCAAUCUUUGGUAUUACGCCACGGAUCCCUUCGAACAAUAUUCGACACUCGACUGUCCGAGGCAUUUCACAGCGAGUUCCAGUAGAAUACAAGAAGGAAUUGUUCGGAGUAUCAAUUCCUGUCAACAAAUAAGUCUCCCGAUUUGGUUUGGUGUACAUCGGAGAUCGAUCGUUCUUCCGCGUAUCACAUCUUACAUGUUUUGUGGUUACUCUGCUCACAUACGGACUGUGAUGAACAUUCAAAGCAAAAUCGAUUUCCAGUGUAGUGAUAUAGUCGCCUGUAUCUACUCGGCUGUGUCAUCGCCUCUUGCUAGCUGUGAAGUUACUAACGCACCGAGAUCGCAGAGCGAACCAGAUCUGGACCAAUAACCAUUUCAUGUUAUGCACUCCACUCAUCAAAGCAUUCAACAUAUCGUGUAGAAGAGCUCCGCAUGUGACACUCUCUCGUAUGGAUUGAUGCUGCAUUCAAGUGCCUGAUUUCGUUGUUCCCUUUCCCACUCACAACUGUUUUGGUCACCAGCUCGCGUUAGAGUACCAAUGAUACCCUAGUUUUGUCUUUUGGGCAGCAGGAGUCCCAAAGGAAUGCCAGGAAGCAUAUUUCAUCCGAAUCGACCUUCUUCACUCAUAUACGAAUUGAGUUUGGACGCCCGUUCUAUGCAGCGUGGUACUUCGCCGCUACAAUGACAAGGUGCUGUUUUUAUUAGUAACCUGCUGUAGCUGACCACUUUGUGUGUCUAAAAUAAAUGGGACCGUUCACGGAAGAAUCUGGCGUCCCAUGCCAAUGAUGAAUGAUCACUCACCUGGUGUUAUUUUUCAGGUUUCCUAUCUGCUGUUUGUACUCAUGGCCGUUUCGCUCUUCUGAUCUUUAUUUUGAAAAUUCAGUAGCGUUGCCAAUACAAAACAGCCCACACUGUCACCUGGCACGGGAAUGCUGUUUUAC